This is a messenger RNA of Suillus subaureus, 621 nucleotides long. RefSeq lists its product as uncharacterized. The record is from RefSeq and is a predicted model, not a curated record. Bases 1 to 621 code for a protein of 206 amino acids. The transcript is spliced from 9 exons. Lineage: Eukaryota; Fungi; Basidiomycota; Agaricomycetes; Boletales; Suillaceae.
AUGGCAAUGAUUGCUGCCAUUACUCAUGAGACAGGAUUCAAUAUCCAAUCUUCACCCACAGGUGCUGCUGAAUUUGACAAUACACAGCAGAUCUUGGUGGUAUCUGAAGUCGCUGGUAACCAAGUCGUCAGCUUUAACCAGCAGAAGAGCCUAGAGUAUUAUUCACAGGAAGCACCUUUGAGACAAGCCCAGUGCGCAAUCACCAGAGAUCAACAGAAUUGCUGUGUAGAUGAAGCGCUGGAGGCAAGGAAUUUGGAUGGGGUGAUGGGGGAAACUAAAGAUAUGGACUCUUCAGAGCUCCUAUGGAUAUGCAACAAAUAUGUGAAAAUGCACGCUCGAUAUGCGAAAUGUGCACUUCAUGGCUGGGCUCUAGACCUCAAGAUGGGCAAUACUGAUCUUUUACUUGGAUUGGUAGUGGUAAAUAUUUGUCCUGCACUCCCCCUCUACUCUGCAUGUUUCUUCCAGCCUGUGUUUGAACUCCAGCAUAUACUGGACAUUCCAAUCUUGACAAUGUAUGGCAAGCUGAUGGGGAUGCAAUACCUCUACCAUGCCUCUACCAUGGCUAGGCACUUGUUGACAUCUGGUAUUGAAUCUGGGACACUUCUUGGCUACACUGCAUAA